Molecule: messenger RNA, 498 nt
Organism: Paramecium octaurelia
Lineage: Eukaryota; Ciliophora; Oligohymenophorea; Peniculida; Parameciidae
Source: the annotation of a GenBank genome assembly
AUGAAAAGAGGAUCUUUUGGAUUUAUUCAUGCUGAUAAUUCAUAAAACUAAGAGGUUAAUGGAGGUCAUACACAAGAAACCGUGAGAAACAGUAACAAGUUCAAGCGAUUUUGGACGGAUGACUUCUCUCAUUUUCAAAAGAGAUAGGUUAAAAUAGAAACAGAGUCAAAUCAAACUGAAUAUAAAUCGCAGGCAUUAAAAGAGAUGGCUUAACAGAAAAAACUUAAGUUUCUUGAAACCCCACCUAAUUCAAUAGUCAACAGAUUAGAAUAAUAAUAAGUAAAUAAUUUCAAAUCACUUUAGACUGUGCCCUUCUAUAUAAAGUAAAGAGAGGAUCAAAUAAAACAAGCCAAGUAAUUUAAAUCUCACGUUAAAGAUCAGAUAUAUAAGGAUGAUGAUGUUAAUAAAAAGGUUUGUAUCUUCCUAAUAGAAGCCUUUUCGGCUAUAUUCAUCAUCCUUAUUACUGCUCAUCUAUUUUUACACAAGUAUUUCUAGUGA